Myzus persicae (green peach aphid) is the source of this 1284-nucleotide messenger RNA. RefSeq lists its product as uncharacterized. The transcript has a single exon. The record is from RefSeq and is a predicted model, not a curated record. The coding region runs from base 87 to 857 and encodes 256 amino acids. Lineage: Eukaryota; Metazoa; Arthropoda; Insecta; Hemiptera; Aphididae.
UGUAUUUUUACUGUCUUGGUAUAGUACUCUUUUGGAAUUGUUUCUAAUAAAUUUGUAGUUUCUUUAAAAAGUUUAAAAUAAGUCCAAUGUAUACCAUAUUAUUAUCCUUGUUUUUUACUACUAUUGUAAUAUGCAACUCAGUUAAUGAUAAUGACUCUGAAAAUAACAACCCGUUUUGGAUUAAUCCAUGUGGCUACAACACAAAUAAUGCUGAAGACUAUGAUGAUUCUGAUGCUGGUAUCAUGGACCGUAUUUUGACUAUAGCUAAACAAUGUCAAAAUAAUAUUAAUCCGUUUAAAUCUCAGUACAUCCAACAAACAUUCAAUACUGAUUAUGAUGCUCAUUAUAGUAGAUGGACAAAUGAAAAUAAUAGUUGGAUGACUUCCCGACUUCUAGAUAAAGCUGAAGAUGAUAUGACACAAUCAUGGUUGAAUUCCCGUUCAUUUCCCAGUGAAUUAAAAUACAGUUAUGAAGUAUUGCAACGAGUGUCUGUUGGCUUUGAAAUUCUGCUAGAUGAUGCAAGUAAAAGUGGUUCUUUGGAAAAUCAAUUUAACAAUAAUUUUACUACAUGUAAGAAUGAUUUACAACAACUUUUAUGUGAGAUCAGUGAUGACAUUGAUGUUACACAUCAAGAAAGACCAAAAGAUAUUACUAGAGAUGAAGUUCCUAAUGAAGUCCGAGAAGAAACGAGCUCUGCUAAGAGGAAUCUUACAAACUCUAUAAUUUUUCGAGAUUAUAUGAUUACCAUUAAGUAUGUAAAAAAUACCUAUGAUUAUUUAAGAAGCAAAUGUAAUAAUAAUUGGUAUCAAACCAAACCAUGGUAUAAAAAAGCUCACCCUCGUCGUCGUACUUAUUAAUUUAUUUUUUUACUCAUCUGUCAAAACAAUUAAUUCCAUUAAUCACUGUACUUAGUUUUUUUUUAUUGCAUAAUAAAUAAAAAUAUAUUUGGUUUUUUUAAAUCUAUAAUAUGAUCUUUUGGAAUAACCCAAUGGCUCUCAAAAGAAGAGACAAAGUUGUAUUAAAUCGCCUCAGAAUAGGUCAUACACACUACACACAUGGUCAUCUAAUGAAAAAAGAGCUACCAAGAACAUGUCUUACAUGGAGAUAUCCAACCUCAAUCUAACAUAUCAUUAUCAAAUGUUGAAACACACAAGAGGCCCAACAAAAAUACAAUAUACCUGAACACAUUCACGAAGUUGUAGGCCCUGACGAAGAACCAAUCAAAAAUAUAUUUUUUACUUAUGAAAGAUAUUGGAUUGUCUAAUUUAAUUUAAACUAUUUAAG